UACCAUAUUCCUGGCCCCAGCCGUACCCUUGUUCUGACCCUGACCUUACCCUGGCCCUCUCCUGGCCCUUCCUUGGUCCUGCCCUGCCCUUCCAUGCCCUGGCCUUGCCCUCACCCUGCAUUGGCCCUGCACUGGUCCUGCCCCACCCUAGCACUGCCUUGGCCCCGGCCCUGCCUUCUCCCCGGCCUUGCCCUUGCCCUGCCCUGGCCUGACCCCAGGCCUACCAAGUCCAUGAAAUGGCCCUGGACCUGCCUUGCCAUCGUCUGUCCUGGCCCUCUAUUGUCCCCACCAUGCUCUGGUCCAGCGCUUGCCCUGGCUCUGUUGCUAGUCCUGCCACUGCUAUGGCCCUGCCCUGUUUUUGGCCAUGCCCUGUGCUACCCUAGCCCCGCUCUGCCUUGGGCUUGGCCCUACCAUGGCCUUCUCCUACCCUGGCCUGGCCCUACCCUGGCCUUUUCUACCCUGGCCUUGCCCUUCCCUGGUCUUGCCCUGCCCUGGCCUUGCCCUGCCCUGGCCUUGGCUUUGCCUUGUCCUGGUCCUGCUUCUGCUCUGGCCCUGGCCUUGGUCCUGUCAUGUCCCUGGCUGUGACCCUGCCCCUGGUUUUUCUCUGGCCAUGACCCUGCCCCAGUUCUGUCGUAUCCCUGGCCCUGUCUCAGUUCUGUCCUAGCCCUGGCCUUUCACAGUACUUUAUGCUUAGUAAGGGCUCCAUAGUGUCUGUGAGUUGAAUGUUGUGUUCAUAGUAUCUGCCAAAACAGAA
Molecule: messenger RNA, 754 nt
Organism: Nomascus leucogenys (northern white-cheeked gibbon)
Lineage: Eukaryota; Metazoa; Chordata; Mammalia; Primates; Hylobatidae
Product: formin-2
Exons: 2
Source: RefSeq, a predicted model, not a curated record